This is a messenger RNA of Brassica oleracea var. oleracea, 369 nucleotides long. RefSeq lists its product as uncharacterized. The transcript has a single exon. The coding region runs from base 1 to 369 and encodes 122 amino acids. The record is from RefSeq and is a predicted model, not a curated record. Lineage: Eukaryota; Viridiplantae; Streptophyta; Magnoliopsida; Brassicales; Brassicaceae.
AUGUCAAGAAUAAUUGCAGACAUACCAAACAAUUGGUGGGUGUACGAUCGGGUCCGAGGUAUUUCCUUCCCAAAGGACAAUUUCCAGUUCAUCUUUGACAUAGAAGAGAACCUCCAAACAGUUUUCAGUGAUCGUCCAUGGUCUUUCAACUACUGGACCAUGAUUCCUGAGCGAUGGACUGCAAACCCUCCUGAUGACUUCCUCACCAAGUUUGAAGUGAGGAUCCGUAUCAGGCAUAUCCCAUACAACUACUACACGAGAGAGACAAUGCACGACCUUGAAAAAGCCAUUGGAAAGGUUGAGGAAAUAGCAUUUGAUCCCAACAUUUCACAUGUUGUAAAUAUGCCUGAUACGGAUCCUCACUUCUAA